AUGAUGUUGACUCAGGCUGGAAGCAAUGUUGUGAUGAUUUUUUUGGGAUUGGCUUUGAGAUUCGGCUCUAUCUGUGCCCUUCCUCAACAAGCUAGCGUUAGCCUUUUCGAAUUCCUUCCCGCCGGCGAAUCCAACACCGUGGUAGGGACAGAGUGGGCGCAACCUAUCGGGACUGCUAGUGAUGGCUCCGAAACCACGUUUAUCUUGGAAAAUGUUGUUACUGCCUCCGGACUCGUGUCUACCAGUGGCGCGAUCAUACUAACGACUGUCACUACGACGGCUAUAGAAACUGUCGUUGUCUCUGCCUCUGGAUGGGUUCAAUCCAAUUUUCCCACCACCACUGCUGCCGGUUCAACGCAACUCGGCGGAGGUCUCGAUUGCCAUUUUACGGCCUCCGCCAGUGGCGAAUGCGUCGAAGAGGAAGUUCUUGACGAUGGAUCCACCUCGACGCGAACGCUCAGUGGAGACGUGAUCACUCAAAUCUUUCCGAUCUCUACUGGGACGUUGCCCAGUGGUGCGGGUGUGGUUGCAAGUACAUCUGGGAAUUCACAAUCCACGAUUACUGCAGUGUCUACAACAAGCUCCAGUGGUCAGACCACGACCUCCACUUCCUCCAGCUCGACCUCGGCUUCCUCCAAUGCUUCAUUAUCUGACAAGGGACUUGGCGUUGGAUUGCUCACAGUGGUAGUUAGUGGGAUGAUUUUUGGUGCUUCUUCAGUCGCGUUUCUUUGA
Molecule: messenger RNA, 732 nt
Organism: Lentinula edodes (shiitake mushroom)
Lineage: Eukaryota; Fungi; Basidiomycota; Agaricomycetes; Agaricales; Omphalotaceae
Exons: 3
Coding region: 1-732 (243 amino acids)
Source: RefSeq, a predicted model, not a curated record